Messenger RNA from Hirundo rustica (Barn swallow), 1315 nucleotides. It is a transcript of the gene GADD45A, whose product is annotated as growth arrest and DNA damage inducible alpha. The record is from RefSeq and is a predicted model, not a curated record. Gene Ontology annotation, biological process: regulation of cell cycle. Lineage: Eukaryota; Metazoa; Chordata; Aves; Passeriformes; Hirundinidae. The transcript has 4 exons. Gene Ontology annotation, cellular component: cytoplasm; nucleus. Bases 136 to 609 code for a protein of 157 amino acids.
UCCGGCACAGGCGGCGGGGCCGGAGCGGCCGGAGCGCGGCCGUGCCCGGUGUCCGUGCCCGCUGUGCCCGCUGUGCUCGGUGUCCCCGGUACCCGCUGUCCGGCACCGUCCCUGCCCGGUGCCCUCGUCCCCGUGAUGACUCUGGAGGAGCUGCCCGGGGAGCGCCGCGCCGCCGGGAGGAUGGAGCAGGCGGGGGACGCGCUCGAGGAGGUGCUGAGCAAGGCGCUGAGCCAGCGGAGCCUCACCCUCGGCGUCUACGAGGCGGCCAAGCUGCUCAACGUGGACCCCGAUAACGUGGUGCUGUGCCUGCUGGCGGCCGAGGAGGAGGAGGCGGGGGACGCGGCGCUGCAGAUCCACUUCACUCUGCUGCGGGCCUUCUGCUGCGAGAACGACAUCAACAUCCUGCGCGUCAGCAACCCGGCGCGCCUGGCGCAGCUGCUGCUGCCCGCCGCGGGCCCCGACCCGCCCGCGGACCUGCACUGCGUGCUCGUCACGAACCCGCAGGCGUCGCAGUGGAAGGAUCCAGCGCUGAGUCAGCUGAUGUGUUUCUGCCGGGAGAGCCGGUACCUGGACCAGUGGGUGCCGGUGAUCAACCUCCCGGAGCGGUGACCCCCGGCCCGGCCCCGCCGCAGAGCUGCAAGGACUUUCCGCAGUUGCUCAGGAAGGAGGGAAUUCCCUGCCCCGGCUCCAGGGAUUCCGCGGGGAGGGGAGGGAGGAAAAAUAAAAACCCAACAAUAACAGCAAGAGGAAAAAAAAAAAAAAAAAAAAAAAAAAAAAAGAUAGAAAAUAAUACAGCUCAAAGUGAUGCCGUGGGGUGGGGAAGGGAGGGGGUUUGGCUGUUAGUGGAGCGAUGUGUGGGGCUGGAGCCGAGAGAUGCCGAGGGGAAAAAAACCAGGAAUGAGCCCAGCCCGAGUGCCCAGAGCGCCCUCCCGGGAACUCCCCGCACUCUUUCUGUCCUUAAGUGCCACUUAAAGUUCCUGCUUUAAACACCUUAACGAGCAAACAAGGUUAAUCGAGGCCUUUUGCCAGCAAAACGUUGUUGUAUUUUUCGGGAUGUUAAUUCUCGCCUUUUUAUGCUAAGAUAUAUAAUAAUAAUAAUAAGUUAUUUUCUGAUAUUGAUGGAAAAAAUUAUUUAUACUCGGAGGUUUGAGAACCGAAAUGCCCUCAAGCAGUUGGUCUGCAACCACAAAUCUUCUCCCAGCUGGCUGCAAAAGCAGCGCCCUUAAUAUAAUCGUUUGAAAUUUGAGUGGGUUUGGUUUUUUGGGGGGGUUUUGGUGUUCUUGUUUCAUGUUUUGUUUGUUUGGUUUUUUUUUUU